AAAGUGUUGUUCUUUUUAGCGCCUGCGCGUAAGAGAUAAACACAACACAAAACACGAGACGACUGUUUUGAAGUCUAACCUUCUUACAUCAUCACCAAUAGCACCGAGAAGAAUGGUAACGAGGGGUUGAAUGGAUUGCCAUGCCUAAAGCAGUUUCAUUCGCUGCUGUGCUAGAUCCAGCUUUGCUUUUAAAGGGCGAUCGAGCGGGUGGUGAAGGGCAAAAGAAUAAUGCCAAUACCGGCGAAAAGAAGAACUUGAGCGGAAAGAAGAGAGAGGAGAAAUCAUCAACUUUUCGCAAUUCUAGUGAUGGACACAGUGGUCAAAUUAGCACAAAUGACAGUACAGCGGAUGAAGUGAUUGCACGCACUAGCAAUAGGAAAGGUAAAGCAAGAGCAAGAGAUGACGAUGAUGCUGCUUUGGUAUUGGAUUCGAUCAAUCACAGGAGAGCAUCUGCAAAGUUGAGAAUGGCACUUGCUGGGGAAUCUCCGGUCCUGCAAAGGUUUGGUUCAACUCCUCCCUUCCUGCACGGUCCAGAUACGAGUGCUGAUAUCACAGGAUCCAUCUAUGAUUACAAUACAACAAUCGAGCGCAGUCGACCUUUAGCGAGAACGACUUCAGCACCUUCCGCGAUUCUUCAACCCUCUUCAUCGGUAUCGAAUAGGGCUAAUGCAUUGGCACACUCUUUGGCAUCAGAAGAGGCAAGAAAGCGAAAGAAUACUGAAGAGCAUUCCAAGAGACAAUCUGAUGACUGGAAACGAAGAACGUUGUACGGAAGCGAACGACGUAAGCUAGAACGGCAAAGUCGAAGAAUGGCAAGAAAUCCAAAAGCAAAAAUGAUGCAAAAUGUGGGUGAAACAAUCAUCGGAAGUCCUUCUGAAUUGCGUAAGAAGGGUUCCUCUAUCGCACCAGUUUUGUCGCAAAACGAUUUAGAGCUUUUUAAAGAGGAUGUAGAGCCAGUCACACAUUCUCAACAGUCCAACUUUUCGGUUGAAUCGGAUGAUGGUGUAUAUCACACCCAAUUCAGCUUCUUUCACUUUGAUUCGGAGCAGGUGGAGGAGGAAGCUGAAUCCAAUAAGCAAGCAUCGCCAAAGGAUGCUGAGCAUCCCACUACAUACUCUGAAAGCCUCGAUUCGAGCGGCGUGCAAACGCAAACUCAAGCUGCUUACUAUGCAGACAGAAGCGCUUCUUGCUCUUUAUCUGAUCCACAGAGUAGCAGUACCAUCAAUCCAAAGGAUAUUGUAUCUCCCAGCCCGCGAGCAAGCGAAUCAGCAUCGCAUGAGAUGGUACAGCCCGACGUGGAGCAAAGUACGACAGCUGAACAAUGUAAUGCAUCCGAGCCUACUCUAGUGGAACAAGAAGGGUUCCUCAAACAUAGUAGCGAAGCAAAUCAGAAAAGGUUGCGUUCGCUAUGUCUAGACGAACCUGCUGGCAAGCACAAGGCCAGACAAGUCCAUCCUACGAUAUGGCAAGGGAAAAAGAUGGUAGAAGAAUACUUUGGGCCUCUUCUUCAUCCUUUUACUCCAAACAGAAACCCUCCCGCUCGUGCUGACCUUUGUCGAUGGGCAGAAUGGAUGGAUUCGCAAUCCGAUAAACAAUCACAACCUUCCUCUCCAACAGGAUUGUAUGAUUUUCAAGGCACCGUAUCUGAUCUUCCCGACUGGUCACAGUAAACAAAUGUAUCAUAGCUGUCGCUCAAGAAAUUAUAACAAGAAAAAAUGUGUUUGUACAAGGUGUAUGGAUCAGCCUUCCAUCAUCAUGGUUGGUUUGCUUGGCUUGGUUGUGCUUUGGGUGUACUUUCCGCUCCGUUCGGAUAGCUAGAACGAUAAGUUAAUUCCGGCGUUUUUAGAUUAGCAAAAUCUUGAGCAGAAUACUCUUC
This is a messenger RNA of Meira miltonrushii, 1876 nucleotides long. RefSeq lists its product as uncharacterized. The record is from RefSeq and is a predicted model, not a curated record. NCBI's taxonomy places the organism in Eukaryota, Fungi, Basidiomycota, Exobasidiomycetes, Exobasidiales, Brachybasidiaceae. Bases 141 to 1670 code for a protein of 509 amino acids. The transcript has a single exon.